Molecule: messenger RNA, 372 nt
Organism: Adineta ricciae
Lineage: Eukaryota; Metazoa; Rotifera; Eurotatoria; Adinetida; Adinetidae
Source: the annotation of a GenBank genome assembly
UUAGAUUAUCCUACUAAUUCAUAUCCAGAGCCAGUAUUUAUUGAUAAAUUACCAAACGAUGUAAUUAAACACGUAAAAAGUAGCAAUAACAAAGUUCUUACAGCUGCAUUAGAAGCAUCUAUUCAAAAAGAACAAAAUUCACAACCAACAGAUCGAUCUGAAUCAACGAGUUCAUCGUUAAAUGUUCAACCGACAACUAUUAUGCAUCAUGUAGCACAACCUCAUGAACGAGUUCAACAAUCUCGAUCUGUAUCUGCAAAUGAUUCUGAUAGUAGUACUGCAGUAUCUUCAUCGACGACUACAACAUCGUCAUCAAGCGAAGAAACUGACAGUGAAGAAUCAGAAUCUAUUCCAGCAAAAAUAGUAAUUUAA